This is a messenger RNA of Siniperca chuatsi (mandarin fish), 8134 nucleotides long. RefSeq names its product mitogen-activated protein kinase kinase kinase 3 (gene map3k3). The transcript is spliced from 16 exons. Gene Ontology annotation, molecular function: ATP binding; protein kinase activity; protein binding. The record is from RefSeq and is a predicted model, not a curated record. Gene Ontology annotation, biological process: protein phosphorylation. Lineage: Eukaryota; Metazoa; Chordata; Actinopteri; Centrarchiformes; Sinipercidae. The coding region runs from base 1450 to 3447 and encodes 665 amino acids.
UGCGCGCUCCUGCAGAAAGACUUCGGCCGAGUAACAGCGCGUCCCCGCAGCUGCACGGCGCUAAUAUAAAUAGUAAUCAGAAAUCCCCCUGGGAAUAAAUCCAUGUUGUUACGUACGUAUGGACGACGGAUAUUAAAGCAUUUGGGAAAAUAUGGAUCCGACCUUGGAGUACAAGUUUUGCGACUUGUUGGAAACAUAAAAGCGGGUUCCGGUGGUGAUAUUUUUUCUGUCAGGAAGUUUGACGUAUUCGGUUGAAGAUUAUUUCUUACCUUGUUUUGGUUGGGCAAAGUCGUGGCUACAGAAACCGUACGAGAACUCGUACGGUUGAAAAAGACUGCUUUUUUCCACAUUAAAGUCAGUUUGGAUCUCGCAUGAAUAACGUUACUUCAGAGUCCGAAGCUCUGUGAAGUGUAAACACCGAUGGAGUUUAUCCAACUUGGCCUCGCUUGACAUAGCAAAUCAAGUUUAUGUGUAUACAAACGUGUGCAGGUAGUAUUUUCUUUCUGCCCGUUUCAUUUCAGUCAGUUUUUACUGCAAGUGUGAACUCCACUGAAUCAAAUUCUUUACUUUAGUUAAAGGCCAGAUAGGCCUUUGUGUAUUCUUAUAUGAUUAUGUUUAGAUCCAUAUUCAAGUUACAAUGCGAUGCAGUUGUAUGCAAUGCAAUCAUAAAAGUAAAGAUAUCUCCAGCCUAAACUAUUAUAGAGUCCAACCUGGCAACACGGAGAAGGAAAAUCUGCAAAUUUAGCAGGAAGUUGAUCAAAAUCACGGAAAUCGUACGUUUUUUUCCUCUUUCGAGCUGAUUCUCAAAUGGAUUUCAUACAGGCCACACGGUUGUUGCUACACCUUGUUUGGUAGUUUUUGUUCGUAUUUAACAAGGUUUUAUGGGAUGCAACUCCCUGUCCCACAAGCCUGAAAGCGUUGAUAUCUAGUGUGACCUCUGAAAAUGUUUUGGAAAUUUAAGUUUUCCAGAGAUCCGAGGCUGCAGCGCAGCAGAAGUUUGUGUUUGGGCCACAGCUGGAGCAGUCUGAUGUAGGCUUUCCAUCGGAACAUUUUCUCUGUAAAACUCACAGCUGUCUGAUGUGACCGUGUUUGGUUUUACAACUGUGGAAAAAGUAUCCGUUUGUGUGAGUGCUUUAAUUUUCCGUUGAAGAAGACGAGCCCCUGUUACCUGGGGGGGUCAGCCCCGCCAUGGCGCCCCCGCACUCAUACACACACACACACACCCCGGUGUGUCGGUCUGACUGAGGGCACCGAUGGACGUGAGCAGCGGCUGGACCUACUGCGUCAUCUCUGCCGCGAGACACCGGUGACUGGACUCGGCUGCACGCGGGAGACGCCCGGUCUUGUCCUGAGCAAGGUCGUCAAGGCUACAGGCUGUGGAGGGGUUGGCACAGCAGAGACAAGUUUCUGAAGACUGGUUUGUAGACCACGUACACAAACAUCGCCAUAAUGAAUGAGAGGCAGGCUCUCCACUCUAUAAUGAAGGACCUGGUUGCCCUCCAGAUGACGCGGCGCCAGCCUGUGUUGUCAUAUGACAGUGGCAAACCCAAGACACCGUCCCAGGCCAACAGACAGGAUGAUGUCAGGAUAAAGUUUGAGUUCUCAGGAGAGAGGAGGAUCCUGAUGUUUGGACGGCCUGUGCAGUUCGAGGAAAUCCAGCAUAAAGUCAAGACUGUCUUUGGCCAGCAGCUAGACCUGCAUUAUAUGAACAAUGAGUUGUCCAUCCCUCUGCGAGGUCAGGAUGAUUUGGACAAGGCAAUUGACCUGCUGGAUCGAAGCUCCAACACGAAGAGCAUCAGGAUCCUGCUGCUCACUCAGGAGCACAACAAUGCCUCCUCUCCCUCCCACCACGUGCCAUGUAAGCAGGUGAGGAUCAAGUCCUCCCAGUCCACCGGAGACGUUAGCACGGUGUACCAAUCCUCCGAGCCCAGGGGGCGCCACCUAUCAACUGGUUCUCAGAACACGGGGCGUAGCUCGCCACCUCCUGGCUACGUGCCUGAACGCCAGCAGAGAAUCGCCCGCCAAGGUUCAUACACCAGCAUAAACAGUGAGGGGGAGUUCAUCCCAGAGACCAGCGAUCAGUGUGUGCUGGAUCCCUGGAGCAGUGCAGAAAACUCUGUCUCUGGAAGCUGCCAAUCCCUGGACAGCAACUCAGACAGCCCCUCACUGAGGAAGUCUCGCAUGCACAGAGCCAAGAGUUACCCUGAUAAUCGGCAGGAGUGCUCAGACAGGGAGAAUCAUGUGUAUGACAGGGUAGCAGGGAAAGGAGGCACCUAUCCUCGUAGGUACCAUGUCUCCCUGCAUCAUAAGGACCACAGUGAAGGUAAAACGAUUAGUAUCUUAUCUCCAUUUAUCAACUAUGUUCCUGGUUUCUUACGCUUUCUCUUUGUACUAUUUCCUCCCUUAAUCUCUCUUGUUCAUCAUGUGAUAUUUAACCUCAGCCAGCCUCUUUCCUGCUCUCCUUCAGGCCGUCGAACAUUUCCACGGAUUCGUCGCCCCCAGGGGAACCUGUUCACUCUGGUGCCCUCACGCCGGUCGCUCAAUGGCAGCGAGGAGAGUCUGGGCAGCUGGCAGCUGGUCGACGCUCAGGGCAGGCUCCGUCCCCAAGAUCGUUCUGUCACACAUAAGUCCCCCAGCGCUCCGGUGACGUGGCGGCGGGGGAAGCUUCUGGGCCAGGGAGCAUUUGGUCGGGUUUACCUGUGUUAUGAUGUGGAUACUGGGAGGGAGCUGGCUGCCAAGCAAGUCCAGUUUGAUCCUGAGAGUCCUGAGACCAGCAAGGAGGUUAGCGCUUUGGAGUGUGAGAUCCAAUUGCUGAAAAAUCUGCAUCACGAGCGCAUUGUUCAGUACUAUGGCUGUCUGAGAGACCACAAUGAGAAGACCCUCACUAUUUUUAUGGAGUACAUGCCGGGGGGUUCAGUCAAAGACCAGCUAAAGGCCUAUGGGGCACUGACAGAAAAUGUGACCCGGAAGUACACAAGACAGAUCCUGGAGGGCAUGUCCUAUCUGCACAGCAACAUGAUCGUACACAGGGACAUCAAAGGUGCCAACAUCCUGCGGGAUUCAGCGGGUAAUGUGAAGCUCGGCGAUUUUGGUGCCAGCAAGAGGCUCCAGACCAUCUGCAUGUCUGGCACCGGCAUCCACUCUGUGACCGGCACCCCCUACUGGAUGAGCCCGGAGGUGAUCAGUGGAGAGGGCUACGGCAGGAAGGCUGAUGUCUGGAGCCUUGGUUGUACGGUGGUGGAGAUGCUGACAGAAAAGCCUCCAUGGGCUGAAUAUGAGGCCAUGGCGGCCAUAUUCAAGAUCGCUACCCAGCCCACCAACCCACUGCUGCCCUCACACACCUCCGACCAGGCACGGGACUUCAUGAGCUGCAUUUUUGUGGAGGCCAAACACAGGCCCAGUGCUGAGGAGCUGCUCAGACAUCCCUUUUCCCAGAUUCUGUGCUGAAACCUGCCUGGUUUCUGAACUUUAACCGCAGUGUAGCACAGUAGCCUCAGCAGUAUCAUUAGCUUCCUUGGAACCCGUCCAUGGCAGAAAUCCGGACAUGGAACUGGUCUAGAAGUCAGUGUUAAACCCACCGAGCCUCUGCCACCGUUCAUGUGCUUCAAGAAGAUUUUGUCUCCUCUCUCACAAAUCCAAAUAACAGACAAAAUAGUUUGACAAAAGCAGUCAACAAUGCCUUGAAAACCAAUGCCAGUACAUGCUCUUACAAGAGUCACCACCAGGGGGAAACAAAUCACAGAUUAAGUAUCUGGUGGGCUGCUGAUCCUUCUCAGAUACAAACACGCACACACUCCAAAUGAUGCACUCCAAAGGCGACAUCAUUCAAGUCAUACACCAGUUGUGUCUUCAUAAAGUAUCCUCUCCUGUGUUUACAUUCACUUGUUGGGUUAUGAGAAAUGCCAGGAAGCCCUAAAGCGUUUGACAUUUAGCUGAGAACCUUUUAAAAGCUACAGCAGGCCUAAAGCUCAAGUUUGCCCAGCAGAUGUUGAACACCACUGGUGCACAACAGUGUUAAUUGGACAGGAUUGUUCUCUUUUUUCCUACUUUAUCUGGUCUUGUUUUAAACAAAGAAAACUCCACCCUUAAACUAUAAUUCUGUUAAAAGCUAUUUAAGCUAUUUGUGAUGCACUUUGCAUUUCUGACUACAUGUUUGUGUAGACUGGGUGAAACACAGAUGAAGUGAUGUCACAUCUAGAUAUGUGUGGAGUAGUUACACUGGAGUUUAAUAGAAGAACAAUGUUCAGCUGUUGAAAACAUCAAUAUUGAACACACCAAACUAUACUGUGGUUCCAGCCCUUCAGAAUUAAGAUAUCCUUUAAUAUGGCUCAGAAAUCUUACAGGUAUAAAUUAAUGAUAAGAGCCAAAUACACAUAUUUCUCCAUUGACAGUACCCUCAAUAGACCCUCGAUGCACAGCAGCUACUAGCCCCAGUUGGAGCCUCUUGUGUAUUACUGUUACAUUCAAAUCACAGUGGCAAACAUCUGUUUCUCUGAAAAAUAACUACCCGGUGAAAACUCAGAAGGUCAUUUAACAACACUGUUACUGCUGUUCUGAGGGUAUUUCCAAAAUGUUUAAGACUCUUCUAACCGUCUGGAACCAUCUGGAAAAAAUAUUCAGUGUCUUGCACAAUAAAAAUGAUUUUUAACAUGUUUCUCAAGUUGCAACUAUAGACAGAUUUAAGACAAUUUUUUUUUUUCAAAUUUGGUUAACAGGUACUAUCCAGUUACUAUCUUUGUUUGGAUUUGUAAACAGAGACCCAACUUGGGAAACUGGUCAAAAAUUAUUUUGUUGUAAUGUUUUAAUAUUUUUCUUGUGUUGUACAAAAAGAGUAAGAACAUAUGUAAUUUCCAGCUACCUGGAUAGAAAAUACAGUCACUUGAGAAACAGUUUAAAAAUCUUUUUAUAUAUACAUUAUAUAGUGAAGCAAACCAAAUAUGUUUUCAUCCUGAUGGUUAGAAGAGUUUUUGAGGGCUCUGGAAAUACCUUCAGAGCAGUGGUAAGUUGUGUUGAAUGACCUUCUGGGUUGUAGAAAAGGUUUCAGUUGUAGUCAUCUGGACACUGUUUUCAGAAUCAAGACGUUUCGGCUCCCAUCCGGAAGUCAUUCUCAAUUGUGAAAAAUGGUCUGAGAACUCAGAAAAUUCUGAAUAAAUACCCGGUAAUUUAAAGAUUACCGGUUAUUUAUUUUUCAGAGAAACGAAUGCUCAGCUCUGACUUGAAUGUAAUUGUAAUACACGAGAGGCACAAACUGAUGCUAUGCAGCUACAAUACCUGAUUUUAAGUCAGGUAAUUUUUAUUUUUCUCCACAGAAAAAAAAACUCUCCCUCCACUAUCAUUAUCACUAUUGCUGUCCUUCUACCUGUGAAACUAACCAGUUGAGUCUGGGGCUGCCUAAAUGUAUUUGGAGAAAAUAAGAGAAUCAGUACAUUUCAGUACAUUGUAGGAAUUUGAAUCAAAUAAUCUACUCAUAUAAAGUAUGAGGAUGACAUGACUGUGUAAGAGGAGCUGAGGGUGGAUUUUUCUGUUUAAAAUUACUUUUCCCAGUCUUGUUCUACCUUUAGCCUUAAUGUGACUUAUCUUUCUACCAACCAGCAUCCUCUUGUAGCUCUUCAGUAUCGCAGGUGUUCUCAGCAGACAAAGUGCCAAAAAGAGGCCGAUAAAAUAUUAUGCUAUGGACAUGGUAUUAAUUAUAUGUGAAAGUGAAGCAAACAAUGCUUUUUAUGGUUUGAAGAUACAAACUAAAGGCCUUAAUGUGGAAGUGAUUUCUGUUGCCUAAGAUCUUACAGUUCAUGUGUGUCAGUUCAAGCCUUAGCUUAAGGAUACAUUUAAAUCAGAUGCACUUUUAUGUAAAAUGAAUGUUGUGGGGUUUUUGUUCUCUUUACCAAAUUUGAUUUUGUUUGGUUUUUUUUACUUCAAAUGUGAAUUGUUUCAUUUUUAUUUAUAUCCCCAUGUCCAAUCCAAUUAGAUUUUAUAAGCAAAUAUAUAUGUAUAAAUAUAUUUUUUAUAUUUAGACUAUGUCAAAUCUAAUGAUACUUUGAGGGCUUUGUGUUGUUCAAAGUAAAUCAUUGAAAGCAGCUGGUUUUGCAGACAUUACAGAAUUGGGGUUUAUAAAUGAAAAAUGGGUGGAAAACGAACUCUGGCUGCCUGGUUCUUGUUCCAGCUCAAAAAAACUUUCCACACGUCCUUAGCUAUACAUUUAGAUGACAGUAUUACCUGACAGGUUACGGAAACUUUGCAUCGUUUGGCCAUACUACUUUGACACAUCGAUGAGGUCUCAUGAAUGAAACCUUUAAGGCUUAAACUGCUGGGAGUAUUUUUUGUGUGAUCUCAUUGUUACUGAAAUGUAAUUAAAGGGUGUGUGUGAGCCAAAGACGAGCAGGAUCGGAGCCAGUGCUGAAUUUCAGAGCUCGCUUUUCAACCCAGAUGACGACUUUGUUCAUCCCAGGGUUCAGACAAGGAGUCCAGUAUUGAAUGAUUUUCUGGGCAAAAGGUUUGCUGCUGAGAACUUUCUAUGGGGCUGCUACAGACAAAAGGCAGCUAAAAUGUUUGGUAAUGAAAAGACAGUGAGAUAAAGAACCCUGUGGUAAGCAAAUGAAUACAAACUAGUUGUUUAGAGAUCUAUAUAUGUAAAUGUAUGAUUAUGUAUCAUGACAGGACUUGCAGUGCAAAGUCUAAUGUAUCAAAUUUAUUUUACAGCAAGAAAAUAGUAUGUUCAAUGACAGUGUUUAUAUAUAUAUAUAUAUAUAUAUAUAUAUAUAUAUAUAUAUAUAUAUAUAUAUAUAUAUAUAUAUAUAUAUAUAUAUAAACAUAUAUGUUUAUAUAUAUAUGUAUAUAUAUAUAUGUGUGUGUGUAUGUAUAUGUAUAUAUGUAUAUGUUUAUAAAUAUGUGUGUAUAUAUAUAUAUGCGUGUAUAUAUAUAUAUAUAUAUAUGCGUGUAUAUAUAUAUAUAUAUAUAUAUAUAUAUAUAUAUAUAUAUAAUCAUAUGCGCCCUCUCUCCAAAACAAAUAAAUUGUUUUUAAAAAUUGUGUCAGAUUGUGACUUGUCCAGAAAGACUGAGUCCAGUAAAUGAAUGAAUACAGGAGACUGAACUCAUUGUUGGCAGUAAGGAGCUACUUGAUAGAUGCCUUCGUUUUUCCUCUCCCUCUCUCUCUCUUUCCCUCAUUUUGUUUCUUCCUCUAUUUUUGCUCUUUUUCUCAUCUCAUGAGGAAAAACAGGAGGCAGACACAGGAAGGAGAAAUUUCCACAACCGUGUCUGGCUCUGAGAUGGGAGAACAGAUUGUAUUGAACAAAGGGCCUUUUUCGUGGCACAGAGAUGCAUUGCUUUUGACAAGUUUGGUUUUUAUUGCCUUAAUGAAUUGAUUCAUUCUAGUUUGCCCUCUUUUUUUCACAGUACACAAGGAAAGGUUCAAGCCUUGUAACUGAUAAGAUUUUAGUAGUAUCAGUAUAGAGGGAAAACAAAAAGGUCACUUUGGAGUAUUUUUCUGUUCGAUCUUCUAUUUAUUUUCAUGAGGAGCUGCUCUGGUCAUGCACCCUCUUUGUUUUCUCAUAUAUGGAUGGAAAGGGUUUUUUUCUCAAAUGAAUCAUAUCCACUCUACCUAGUAAAAGAGUUCUUGGAAAGCAGAAUUAGAUUGUCAAAGAAAAUAUACCCAGCGUGCCAGAGACAAUUACAAUGGUCUAGUUUUAUAAUGUCCCUUAUAUUGAGCCAGAACAGAGGAAGCUGGUAGCUGUUUAACAUUCAAGGUCAUUGUGAAUGUCUUUGUCUUCCUCUGCUUCCCUCUUGCUCUUUAAUCCUUAGAUGUUAUAUGUCAGAAAGAGCAGGAUUUGUUUGCUUUAUCCUGAAUUUGACAUAUUGGGUUUCUGUUAAACAUGAAAUAUCAGCUACCUCAAUGUGGAAUAUGAUUUUUGUGGCAUGGCUCCACCACUUUGGUCCAGAUGGAAAUAUCUCAAAAACUAUUGGAUGGAUUGCCAUGAAAUUUGGUACAGACGUUCACGGUCCUCAGAGGACAGAGGAUGGCCUCUAGCGCCAUCAUCAGGUCAGAAUUGUAAUUUGUCCAAUACUUUGGUUUUUGGGUGUACUUUGUGUUAAAUGCCAAUUAGCAAAUGUUAGUAUGCUAAUGUGCUAAACUAAGAUGAUG